AUGGCAGAUUGGCAACCUAUUCCUGGAAAAACAUAUCGCUACAGACCAAAGGGAAAAGAGCUUAUAUUUGAAAAUAUUGAGCUAAAAGAAUGUGUUGGACGAGGAAACUUUGGUGAUGUUUAUAAAGGAGUAUCUGUGGCCACAGGCGAAGUUUUUGCAAUCAAGGCAAUAAAUUUGGACAGCUCGGAUGAUGAUAUUCCAGUUUUGUUACAGGAGAUAUCUUUGUUGAGAGAGCUUAAUUGUCAAUAUAUUACCAAAUGGUAUGAUACCUGUGUGGAAGACGUAACCAUGUUUAUUAAAUUAGAAUUCUGUGGUGGUGGGUCCUGUACCGAUCUUUUGAGAACUCAUAAGCAAUUACCUGAAACAGCAGUUGCCUUUAUUAUAAAAGGAGUACUUAAAGGAUUAGAGUAUUUACACCACGAGGGAUUCAUACACAGAGACAUCAAGGCUGCAAACAUAAUGUUAACCGAAGAUGCCAAUGUUAAGUUGGGUGACUUCGGUGUCAGCGGAAAAUUAGCUCGUGCUUCUAAAAGAAAGACGUUUGUUGGAACACCUUACUGGAUGGCACCUGAGAUAGUUCUCAGAAAAAACGGGUACAAUGAAAAAGUCGAUAUUUGGUCUUUGGGAAUUACCGUGAUCGAACUAAAAACAGGAAAGGUUCCACAUGCUGAUGAAGAGCCAAUGAAGGCUUUAUAUCAAAUGUGCAAAAGACCACCACCUACUUUGGUUGGAAACGAGUACAGUCAAUACAUAAAAGAAUUUGUUUCUGCUUGCCUAAAGAAGAUGCCAGAAAAUAGACCAAGUGCACAUGAACUUUUGAAAAUGCGGUUUAUAGCUAGGACAAGGUUUAAGGUAAAUCCUUUAAGUCAAUUAAUUCAAGAGCAGCUGGACUAUGCAAAAAUAAGACCCAGAAAACGUUCCCCAAAGCAUCCGUUGGAAUUAUAUACCAGACACUUUGGUCCUGGUAUCACGUGGAAUUUUCUUUUAACAAGCAAGUAUAGCACUUUUGAAAAUAUACAAAAUUUGAAGGAAAACUUCGGUGACAUUACAAAAUCAGCACCAGGAAUAAGCAGAAAAAUAGAAUAUAAUAACGAUGGAUCAAAAAUUGACCCAAGUCCACAAGAUAUUGGUCCUCUUAUCGAAGCGCCGAAUACGGUAAAACGGACGGGUCACGUGCAGGCAAAAAUAAUUGAUUCUGUCAUAAGUCAUAUCUUAUCAGAACAUAGAUUGAUAAAUUCCUCGGCUACAUUUAGUGAUGGUGAAAUGAAAUUUAUAAAGACUUUGGAUAAAUUCAGGGAAAUUAUGCUCCAGCUUGAUUGCAUGCAUCCCAAGUUUUUAAAGUCGCUUUGUUUAGCAUACAUUAGUGCCGUGUGUACUUAG
Messenger RNA from Brettanomyces bruxellensis, 1380 nucleotides. RefSeq lists its product as uncharacterized. NCBI's taxonomy places the organism in Eukaryota, Fungi, Ascomycota, Pichiomycetes, Pichiales, Pichiaceae. Bases 1 to 1380 code for a protein of 459 amino acids. Gene Ontology annotation, molecular function: ATP binding; protein kinase activity. Gene Ontology annotation, biological process: protein phosphorylation. The transcript has a single exon. The record is from RefSeq and is a predicted model, not a curated record.